AUGGCUGCUUUCCUUCCUGUGAACAACUCAGCUAGGAUCGAUGACCACGCCAUGGACGGAGCGACUACCCCCCGCGCCAAUGCGAAUGGCGUGCCGACCACCUUGGAUCAAUCUGUUGCUGCGGAGCAACCCCCGGAUGUCCUGAAGACGAACAGAGGGAGUGAGGGGUCAAUACAAACAACCAUAUCAACGGGAAGAGCCAGGACAGCGUCCAUGUCUGACGAGCAGAUGAACGAUUCAGAUGGAGAAGGAGACGGAUCCGACCAUGAAGGAGAGCCGGGAAGCGCACCACCGUCGAAAAAGAAAAAGGGACAACGCUUUUUUUGCACCGAUUUCCCUCCAUGCAACCUCAGUUUCACUCGGAGCGAACACUUGGCCCGCCAUAUUCGAAAGCACACCGGUGAACGACCUUUCCAAUGCCACUGCUCACGACGCUUCUCCCGACUUGAUAACUUGCGCCAACAUGCCCAAACCGUCCAUGUGAAUGAAGAUAUACCGGGAGAUUCUCUGGCGGCCACCGGCACUCGGUUCCAACGCCAGGUACGGACGGACCGAGUGCGGCCACCGGGCCGUGCACGAGCAGGUACCACCGGUAGUGCAGGUGGCCACAGCAGAGGCCAUAGCCGAAAUCUAUCUACCUCCAGCAUUGCAUCUACGACCUCAACCUUCAGCCAACCUCCCGAACUGCGACGCCGCCCUCCGCCCCUCAUGAUGGCUAAUGACCCCACCACCCGCUCUCGUCUAGGACUGGACCCCAUGGGAGAACCGCCAAGUACGCCGCCAAGUCAGAUUCGAGGAAUUCCAGGACCAUCAGCCAAUGGCUCGCCAUACACCCCGUCCAAUAUGUAUGCUACUGCUGCAAAUGGUAGCCCGCAAUAUAGCUCGCCAAUGUCAGGUGCCACGCAUUUCUGGGAGGGCAAGACAGCCGCUCGUCGGCUAUCAGUUCCCACCAGCAUGCAUCCUUUUCUUCCUCCACAUGGCAACGCAUAUCCGCCAGCAUAUGCCAACCCCGCUGCUGCCCCACCAUAUCCCAAUCCAGCUGGAGUUUUCGCAAGCCCCACCAGCAGCAAUUACCCUCCAUCCAGAGACGAGAGUACCCUCAGUGCCGCCGAGAUAGAGAUGCGACGACGUACAUGGCACCCUUCGACAUACCCUGUGUUUGGUCGACCGUCCACCAGUGGCUUGAGCCAGUACCACACACCCGAUACCGUCCAGCCGUCAUUUGGAGUGGCUAGCAGUAAUGCCACGGAUCAACCACCUCGAUUGCCUGGAAUUGAGAGCUUUGACAAAGUGGUGUCUCAACACCGUCCUCUCACUCCUCCCACCCGCAAACCAAGUCCGAUGCAGAUUGACGGUCACGGCCGCCCACCUCCGAACCCUGGCUUUGGCGCGGGCUUCAACUAUGCUCAACCUUCCGUUCGACCGGCCCCUCCCAUUUCAGGGCCAGGUCACCGACGUGGUCAUGUAUCUUGGGAUAUGUCUUUACAUACCAAUUUGACGGGUCUUGAUAUCCGAGAUCAACGGUCUUCCAGGGACGCCUCCCAAUGGAGCCAACAGACCAUUGCAGAGCUCCACAACGUGUCUACUCGGCCAUCAUCAUCCUACCAACCAACCUUCGGGCCCAUGGUCGAAAGAAGCCCAGAGGAGCAUCGAGGACAUGCCCCAAGUCUUUCUUCGGGGAGCAUCCGACCAACACAUACAUCUCCGGAAGACUCUAGCAGCAGUGAGGGGGUUCAUACCCCCUCUACCGCCUCGAUAGAGUAUCAUCCGGCCAUUGUACACAGCAGCGGAUAUAUUGAAUCACACGAGUCCUCGUUGCCGUCCGAUCAUCCUCAUCCGAUCUGUGGUCGACGAGACCACCACACCGACGGCUACCCAGGCCACGCCGAGCAAGAGCCCCGAGCAAGUGUUUUCAAUGACUCCCCUGCCCGAGAUUCCGGCAUGGGUCGGCUUGAGGCUUUAGUUGCGGUCGCGACGAGCGAGAACAAGGGUGCUACGAGGUUGUUCUUGUAA
Penicillium verhagenii is the source of this 2013-nucleotide messenger RNA. RefSeq names its product C2H2-type zinc finger protein. Gene Ontology annotation, molecular function: RNA polymerase II cis-regulatory region sequence-specific DNA binding; DNA-binding transcription factor activity, RNA polymerase II-specific. Gene Ontology annotation, biological process: regulation of transcription by RNA polymerase II. NCBI's taxonomy places the organism in Eukaryota, Fungi, Ascomycota, Eurotiomycetes, Eurotiales, Aspergillaceae. The record is from RefSeq and is a predicted model, not a curated record. The transcript is spliced from 2 exons. The coding region runs from base 1 to 2013 and encodes 670 amino acids.